AUGACACAAGUGCACAACUACCCCUCAAGCCCAUUGCAAGCUAUUCAAGGCUCUAAACACUCCUCGCCUCAAACUGCUGCGAACCCUGAAAUACUUAAAUUACGUGGCACAGAUAGUGAUAUCGAUGGUGUGAGACCGCUUGUGCCUUGCUCUCUUGACACUCAACUCGAAGAGCUUCAGCGGUUGUAUGAGCAAGAUGGAGUCAUAUGGGUCAAGAAUCUGCUCCCCAGAGACCUUGUGCUCAAGUGCAGAGAAAAUUAUAUGCAUUUCGUGAAUGAGACCACCUUUAUGCUAAAACCAGGAACGGAUCCUGUCGAAGGCAUUUUUGAUCCCUCCAAUGACUGGCGCGAGUUCCUUCCUCCUGGCGUUGUGCGUGUUGCCGCUGGUUUCAGUGAUGAUGGACCCUUUGUCGAAGCCGCAAUCAAAGCCCACAAGGCACCAUUUUAUCUCAAGUUCAAAGAUGAGGUCGCAAAAAUUAUCGAGCCUUUUGUCGGCAAGCUACGCAAAUUCAAGGAGCCAUGGUGUCUACCUCGAUCCCUUUUACGUUGCGCUGUCCCUGGAGCCGAGACGACUCCUGUACAUUACGAUCAGAUAUACCUUCGUGCAGGCCCGCCCACUAGUAUCACGGGCUGGGUACCGAUUGGUGACAUUGGGCCAAAGGGGGGAGGGCUGGUAUACCUCGACAAUGCGCACGACAUUGGAGUCAAGUAUGAACAGGACUUUGACGAAUUGAACAAGGAUCUUCCGGAUGAAGAGAGGCUGAGCGCCUUCAACAAGAAUAUGGAGAAGGGUGGCUGGCUUGAUCGCAAUGCCGGCCGGUUCGGGCAAGGCUGGAAUCGUGGUUGGCUCGUGGGAGACUACGAGGCUGGCGACGUCGUGUUCCACUCCCCAUACUCGAUCCACGCCAGUGCCAUCAAUGAGGACCCUUGCGGAAGAGUGCGCGUCUCUACAGACUUGCGGUUUGUAGACAAGACCAAGCCCUUCGACCAGAGAUGGACAGUUCCUGCUUUCGACAAGAACGAUACGGCUGUUGUUAGAAAAGCCAAUCUCUCGCAGUAG
Molecule: messenger RNA, 1059 nt
Organism: Pestalotiopsis fici W106-1
Lineage: Eukaryota; Fungi; Ascomycota; Sordariomycetes; Amphisphaeriales; Sporocadaceae
Exons: 3
Coding region: 1-1059 (352 amino acids)
Source: RefSeq, a predicted model, not a curated record